AAACAGAGUUCGCGCGAAGCACCAAAAGGCGAAGCACUAGACCAAAGAUUAUGGCGAUAUUACUGUCCGACCUUUUGUGAUUAUUUGUCCAGGCAUACAUUGUGCAGUACAUCGUUCAGCCUUGUUACCCCAACCAACAGACAAACAUGUUUCCUCCAUCGAAAAAUGCCAGAGACAGGCCAAUCGUUGCUGACUGGAUGGCGGGUGUCCAGUCCCUUCUUCCCGCGGUGGACUUUGAUCACCCCAAUGACAGUGCUGAACCUAAUCGUCACCCGGAUAUUAGUGCUAUUGAUUUUGCGGCCGACGACUUCAAUUUCGCGACAGAUCUAACAGAUGAUGUAUUCUCAAACCGACUCCCUCUAUUAUGCGACGAUACAUUUGACGAUUUCUUCUCAUUCGAUCACGAUGCCAAUGGCAGUGACAAUUCCUACCCCAUCUCCCCAUUGACCGAGAUGGCCCAAUCAGCCAACACGCGCGCCGACGACGAUCAACGCAGCAUCCCCCGAUCCAAGCGAGCCAACACCACCACUACUGCAGGAACACAGCAGCGCGACGCACAGGAUCUCAGGUGUUGGGACCACGGGUGUAACGGGCAGUUGUUUACGACGCUGAGCAACCUGAAGCGGCACCAGAAGGAGAAGUCUAGCCAGCGGCCUUCUUAUCCGUGUAAUAUGUGCGGUGCUAUCUUUAGUCGCACUACGGCGAGGAAUCAUCAUAUUCAGAAUCAGAGCUGUAAUAGGAUUCGACGACAUUCUAAUGGGAGGGUGCGACCGAAUAGAUCGUUGAGGUCAUUGACACAAUAGCGGUGCGCUGGUUGUCUGAGACUAGAUGAUUGAUUUCUUUCUAAUAUACUGAUGGUUUCUCUGGUGUGUUACUCUGAUCUUGGCGAUGCAAGUAGCGACUCAUGACUCCGCACAAGAUGUGACUCCGUCGCCCACUGAACACUGCAGCGAAGAAUGAGUUGUGACAGACCCCGCAGAAUGAUAUGUAGACACUCUCGUGUCGCUGGUAUUUCUAUAUAUGCACGAUUCAAGGCCGUUUGGAGUUCUGCGCAAUGCAAAACGCAUGUGAUGCUGUCGGAAGUGGAUAUAUCUUGCAGCGCAGUAUCGUGGUUUCAAUCGGUGUUCCCUGCUCAUACAAGGGAUUGCCAUCUAUUCUGUAGCUGUAGUGUAAACAGGAUGUUCGCAAAUACGCCUGAAUCAUUGAGUAGUCAGUAAUAUUAGUUGAUUCCCCGUCCUCGGCAUAUCUUCCGCGGUGCCAGAUGCAGUAGUUUCGUCUCCGAUUCUGUCAAUUUCUCUUUGACUCCAUUUAAAUAGCAUUCGCAAUCACUCAAGAGUACCUA
Fusarium odoratissimum NRRL 54006 is the source of this 1342-nucleotide messenger RNA. RefSeq lists its product as uncharacterized. Lineage: Eukaryota; Fungi; Ascomycota; Sordariomycetes; Hypocreales; Nectriaceae. The transcript is spliced from 3 exons. Bases 147 to 803 code for a protein of 218 amino acids. The record is from RefSeq and is a predicted model, not a curated record.